AAUUAGUAAAGGUAAUUUGUUAAUAACACUGACUAAAAUACGUAAAAUAAAAUAAUAAUAUAAGCCAAAAUGUGCAAAUCCAUAACAAUAAUCCUUUCAGUGUUGAUGGUCUGCGCUAAUGGUCGGUAUUUAAUUAAGGAAGAUUACAGAAACCCAUAUGUAUUUGUGGAAGAUGGUCGCGACGUCAGAGUUUACGAUUUAGAAGAAGCUUUGUCAGAAGAUCAACAGGAGUUGACCCAUGCGAACAAUAUUUUGCGAGUUCGUCGUCAAGCCCAUGGAGCUCUAAGUUCGAACCCCGAUGGAACAUCAAAUGUAAUGGCGAAGGUGCCACUAUCUGUUAAUGAUAAAAACAUGUUAAGUGCAGUUGGUACUGUUAGUGGAGCAUCUGGUAAUGGGGGCUUUAAGGCGGCUGGUGGCGGUUUGGCUUGGGAUAAUGUCAACGGGCAUGGCGCAAGUGUAACUGGACAGCAUAUACCUGACUUUGGAGAUCAACUGACCGCGGCCGCAAAAUUAAAUGUUCUUCACAACGAUAAACAUGAUGUAACCGCUCAAGCGUUUGCAACGAGAACCUUUCCCAGCAAUCCCAACGUUCCCAACUUUGACACGUACGGUGGCAAAGUUGGAUACACAUACGAUGACAAAGUGGGAGCGUCUCUUGGUAUGCAACACACGGAUCUUUUCAAGAAGACUGACUACUCAGCGAUGGGCAAUUUGAACCUGUUCAAAGGGCGUGACUCUUCCCUAGACUUCAAUGCGGGUAUGAGCAAGUCUGUGUCUCCGUACAUACCUAGCAGCAGAUGGGAGCCAAGCGCUGGCCUCUCUUUCACUAAGUGGUUUUAAAAUAAAUAAGAAAAUAGACUUAAAAUAUAAAUAGAAACAGUUUAUAAUAACAUUUUCGUCUUUGAUUUAUCACUACUUAUUAACUUAUAAUUGUUUGAGUUACGUCAGUGAAAUUUGGUAUAUAAACGUCAAUAUUAUUUAAAGUGUUCAAUAUCAAUUAAAAAUUUUUGAGUUCCGUUGAUAUUUAUUGUUUGUCCUUUGAAGUAAGAAUUAUAAUGACGCAAGCUUAUAAAAAUAUGUGUAAUAAAUUAUAGUGGGUCUACUCCUUUGUUCUACCGCAAAAUACCUACAAGUCUGUUUCUAUGUCUUGUUGUGGUCUUGUCGCUGAAAAUAUGCCAGUGUUGUCACAAAAACAUUUUCUUAGAUAAUAAUAACAUUACAUUAUAUUUUAUCUUUAUUCCUCGUUAUAAUUUAUUUUUUUUAUACCUAGAUACAAACUAAUUACUACUUUACAAAACUAGUUGCAUUUCAUAUCAGUGGUACUGGCGGUAAUUAAAUUCGGUAUUCGCGUACUAUUGUCUUACUGCCUUGUUAGUCUCCUUCAGCGGCCAUAAGGAAAAAAGAAGAAAAAGAGAAAGAAGCGAAAGAGGUUUGUAAGGAUCGUGACACUUAGCGAUCUGUUCUCUCUGGCUACCCCGUCAGGGAUUGUGCGUGAAGAUAAGUAUAAGUAUAAGUUGCAUUUCGCAGCUUCACCUAAUUUGUCGUAAUGGAAACAAAGGCUUGUGCUUGUAGGUACCUACCUAAUCUUACUUUAAUUUACCUAUAUAGCAGUAUCUCAGGUAUUCCGCUUAAAAUAUUGGAUAGGGGGUUGAACAUAAUAAAUAAAUAAUGUCAAAAUUAUACGUUGAUUCUGUUUCCGCCUUUUUACAGAUGCAACCGACAAAUAUUUACGACAAUUAUUAUAGGAUUUUUUUAAAUGUCUUUUGUUUUUUUUUCAAAUAAAAAUCAUCAUAACGCAAUUUGUUUUGCGAAUCUAAUUAAAUAUCAGCUAAUAUACCAUCAUAUUUUAUAAACAAAAUCGAUUUGAUUUAAAUUUGACAGUUUUAAAAUUACUGCAUAAUAUGGCCUCACUUCAUUUCAUAAAGCAACACGGGCCGUUGACGUACCGAACCUCUAUGAUUCAUUCAGUCAUCUUAAUGACUUCAUUUGGAGUUUCAGUGAAUAUCAAUUGAUUUCAUGUAAUUUGAUUAUUAAAAAACCACCCCUUACCUUUAAGUACUUUAAAUAGUUAUAUAAUGAAAUGUAAAGCAAUAUGUAAUAAAUAAGACAGAAUAUAAUAAAUUAUUUCAUUUGC
Molecule: messenger RNA, 2134 nt
Organism: Parnassius mnemosyne (clouded apollo)
Lineage: Eukaryota; Metazoa; Arthropoda; Insecta; Lepidoptera; Papilionidae
Source: the annotation of a GenBank genome assembly